AUGCCAUAUGGCAGGAAGAACCAGAACACCAAAAAUCCUCCAGUUAAUUAUGGUAAUGAUGCGAUUAGGCUCUUUGCUCUUAUAUGUGUGAUGCUACUCUUUGGCUCUGCAUUAACAAAUAGCAAAGCUGCUGCUGAUACCGAUCUACAACCCAUUUGUGAAUUGCUCAAUAGGAAAAGUUUCGUUGCUCUCGAACCAGGGUUCAUAUUUGGGACAGCCUCAGCAUCUUACCAGAUCAAUUAUGCCGGUGCUGUAAAAGAAGAUGGUAGAGGACCAAGCAUAUGGGAUAACUACACCCACAGCCAUCCAGCUACUAGUGGUCAUGCAAAAGAAUCAAGGAUGGCAGUAAUGGAGAUGUCGUUGUUGAUCAAUAUCACUGCUAUACAGGCUGCAUCAGGCGUUGAUGAGUUCAAUGAUCCCAAAUUACCACUUCAGCAAGCCCUUAAUGAUACCGAAAGAAUUGACUAUUACUACCAUCACCUUUGUUACCUUCACGCAUCCAUGAGAAAAGGUGCAAAGGUGAAAGGAUAUUUCGCAUGGUCAUUACUAGACAACUUUGAAUGGAAUGAUGGAUACACUGUUCGAUUUGGUAUCACCUAUGUGGAUUACAAUGAUGAUCUAAAAAGGCACCCCAAAACGCUCCGCGUACUGGUUCAAAAAUUUGCUCAACUUAACUCUAUUUCAGUCGAAAUAAGUUGCAGCAACUUGUUAUGA
Messenger RNA from Prunus armeniaca (apricot), 714 nucleotides. NCBI's taxonomy places the organism in Eukaryota, Viridiplantae, Streptophyta, Magnoliopsida, Rosales, Rosaceae. The record is from the annotation of a GenBank genome assembly.